Molecule: messenger RNA, 1020 nt
Organism: Trichoderma virens Gv29-8
Lineage: Eukaryota; Fungi; Ascomycota; Sordariomycetes; Hypocreales; Hypocreaceae
Exons: 1
Coding region: 1-1020 (339 amino acids)
Source: RefSeq, a predicted model, not a curated record
AUGCCGGUUCAACUUCUGCCAGCGUCCGCCGCUGCUUUUGCCCCGAGGGCUUCCUCUGUCAACGUUGUCUUGGGCUCCAGGAUCGAGCCGUGGCUUACACAGACGCUUAAGCGCAUCAAUCGGGUGAAGCGACCCCUCAACAGCGUACCCCAGCACCAGCGAUGCCUCACCGAGACACUGUCAUCACCAAACGCCAUCUGGACCCUCGCCUCAUUAAUGUUUCCCAAGCUGCCCCAAGCCGAGAUGCCCGAGGACCCCAUGGAGAACCUCUUCAGCCACCAGCUCAUCCACAUCGAGGCCUACAUUGUCCACGUCGACAUGGUCCUGCGCAACGAGGUCGCCUACAAGCUCACCGUCGAGACCAUUGACGCCCUUGUCGAGUAUCACAAGGAGAUCCACUGCGUCGACGCAAAGGCCAAUACCUACGACUGGUCCGAGAAGGAGCAGCAGUGCAAGAAGCUGCACGAAGACUUUGUGCAGGCUAUCAACAAGUACGUCUUCCGCACACACGUCUCUGCUCUCGAGGGUCUUGAGGAGGAGGGUGCUGGCGAGCUACUCAACGGAAAGAGCGAAGAGGUCAAGGCGAGCCUCAUGAACUUGAUGAAGCCCCUUCUGCCUCCCCCGCCAAGGGUUGUCGAGGUUAUUCGACAGCCGCCUCUGCUGCCCAGCUCCCCCAUCGCCAACAUGUGGACGCAGGCUCCCCCUCACAUCAUCCCUGCUGCUGUUGAGCCUUGGCAGGUGCUGCCUUCAAGUCCCAGCGUGACUUCGUCCGUCGACUCGAGCAACACUCCUCUCUGGGCCAACAUGGGUAUGAGCGAUGUCCAGCUGCCUUCUCCUACUCCUUCGUUUAGCCUUCCGCAGUCCACUGCCGAGCUCUUCUACAGCCCUCCAAUCAUGGCACCCAUUCCAGCUCUCCCGCUGCCGAGCGUAUAUGCGCCCUCACAGUGUGGGGUAAGUCUGGGCAUGGGCAUCGGUGGCUUUGGCUGGGAUCGCUAUCAGGAGUAUGCCACGAUAAUGUGA